CUCACCAUGAACCACUCAGGGAAGAUUUCCUUCCUCUUCAGCUGCAAUGUCAGCCCAAGUGAGAUGCCACAGCUCGACAUAAGUGUCACCAAAAGUGAGCCGCUGACAAUUGCUGUCCCCAUGACCAUCUUCUACAGCAUCAUCUUCUUCUUCGGAGUCUUAUUCAAUGGUGUGAGCAUACUGACCCUCCUCAUGGAUGCUCAUAUGCGAGUCAGUGCCAUUCGUUUCUACCUUCUCAGUCUGGUCAUAUCAGACAUUCUGCAGCUGUCGACUAUUCCGGUAACUUUGUAUCGGUAUUACUGGGAGAGCUACCCAUGGCGUCUGGGCCAAGCCGUAUGCAAGGUCUACUUUAUGGUCCGCCAAGUGUACUGUGCCACCACAAGCUGGGUUAUUGUGACCUUCACCACUGAGCGCUAUGCAGCCAUUUGCCACACUAUGUGGUCUGUCUCCAGCCUGAAGAAGUCUCGGUUGCCGUGCCUUCUUUUAGUAUGGAUCAUUUCUCUGGUCUCAGCAGUACCCUUUGCUCUAGUCUAUGACCAGACUCGUGCCUGCAUCCUGGACUACAAAGCCACUACGAGAGAAGAUGCCUUCCAUGUCUCCACAAUGUGUGAGAUGAUAGAGCCUGAUCCUGCACACAUCUACAAAGGAGCUUUGCUCCUGAGAGCGGGGUUCUUCUUUCUGGUCCCACUGGUCGCCAUCUUCACACUUUAUCUGCUCAUCCUGCUCUACCUGAGGAGAAAUGGACGUCAAAGGAGAAACAUGGGUCUCAUGCGGCCGGAUCCAGAAGGAAGACGAGAUGUCCAGUGUCAUCAGAAUGGAAAGCUACUUUUAAAUGAAAAGCGGGCUCUAAAACUCAUGGGUGCAGUUGUAGUAGCCUUUUUUGUUUGCAACUUCCCAGACAUUGCAUCAUCAUUGAUGCAGGUCUAUGUGGUUGUGUGGUCAGAUACCGUCCUUUCAGUAUACACAAUCCUGAAAACGUACUUGUCCCUUCCACUGUGGUAUAUCAAUGGUGCUCUGGACCCACUGCUUUUCUGUAUUUCGUCACACACAUUUCGCAGGGCAUGCUGGAGAACACUGGGUAGGCUCAGGCCUCACUGCUACUGGAAGCAUAGGGGCAUGUCUUGGCUGCGGCAGAGAAGUUCUACUGAAGAAGCAAGCACACCACCCAGAGAGAUGAUUGAUGGAAAUGCUAUGGAGAGAAGAUGGACAAAAGGAGAAAUGAAGUCACUAACAAAUCAAAUCAGAGGGAUGGAGGUAGCACUGAUGAAAGCCCCUUUCAACAACAAGACUCUAAAUUGUGAGUGUUUAAAUUUUUAA
Molecule: messenger RNA, 1317 nt
Organism: Micropterus dolomieu (smallmouth bass)
Lineage: Eukaryota; Metazoa; Chordata; Actinopteri; Centrarchiformes; Centrarchidae
Product: pyrokinin-1 receptor-like
Biological process (GO): G protein-coupled receptor signaling pathway
Cellular component (GO): plasma membrane
Molecular function (GO): G protein-coupled receptor activity
Source: RefSeq, a predicted model, not a curated record